Molecule: messenger RNA, 831 nt
Organism: Eurytemora carolleeae
Lineage: Eukaryota; Metazoa; Arthropoda; Copepoda; Calanoida; Temoridae
Product: cuticle protein 21
Exons: 2
Coding region: 90-779 (229 amino acids)
Cellular component (GO): extracellular matrix
Source: RefSeq, a predicted model, not a curated record
GGCGCCUAGGCGGCGUCUAAUAGGCGCCAGGAGUAUAUAAGGACGGGAGAACUCAAGCUAAUCAUCAGUUGAUCAUCAACCAGAGUAACAUGAAGGCAUUUAUCUGUGCAGCUCUUUUGGCCGUUGCCGCCGCGGACCAGUCCCAUCACCAGGCAAUCAAGAUCGGAAAUGCCCCUUCCGUCUCCUCCUCCGUUUUCAAGCCCCACUUUGGCAAAGUUGCUUCCGUUGUGAGCCAGCCCCAUGCUGCUCCUCAGGCUGUUGAUGCUUAUCAUAACACUGAGAAGUACUCCGCCGCCGUCCACGCUCCCGCUGCUCUUCCCCACAACGCUGGAUAUGCUCCAGCUCCUUACCACGCCGCUCCUGUCCACCACGCCGCUCCCCUUGUCCAUGCUGCUCCCCUUGUCCAUGCUGCUCCCCUAGUCCACAAAGCUCCCGCAUAUGCCCCAGCUCCCGCUCCUUAUCACGCCCCCGCCCCUGCACCCUACCACGCCCCUGCCCCCUACCACGAGGAGAAGGAGGUCCCCGAGCCCUACUCCUACACCUACGGAGUUGCUGAUGACUACUCCAAGGCCGCCUUCAAUGCCGCUGAGACCGCUGAUGCCAACGGUGCCGUUACCGGAUCUUACUCUGUUGCUCUUCCCGACGGCAGAACCCAGCACGUCAAGUACACCGCCGACCACUACAACGGAUAUGUCGCCGAUGUUUCCUACGAGGGAGUUCCUGUCUACCCUGAGGUCAAGGCUUAUGCCCCUGCCCCUGCUCCAGCCUACCAUGCUUAAACUAGAUAACUAUUAACUUAUCUAUUUAUUCAAUAGAAAAUACUAAAUCAUA